This is a messenger RNA of Symbiodinium sp. CCMP2456, 1668 nucleotides long. Lineage: Eukaryota; Dinophyceae; Suessiales; Symbiodiniaceae. The record is from the annotation of a GenBank genome assembly.
AUGCCUGGAGCCCAUGACAGGCCAGGCGUCGAGGCUCAGACGAGACUCCAAGCACAAGCACGGCCUCGGCCUGCGUGCGUCCCGAAGUCGGGACACAGCGCGGCGGAGACGAUCCAGUCCGAUCCAGAGGCUGUCGGCGAACCUGCCCAAGAGACUGCGGACUUUGAAGGCUACACCUUGCGCGACCUGCGCCGCUUGGUCGCACAGAUGCUGCCCCGCUACGGCCGGCUCUUGACAUGCGGCGAGCUCGCCGCGCUGAGGCGCUUCGAGUCCCUGCCGCUGCGUGCGAAGCAACUAUUCGCUCGGCUUCUGUGCAGAAAGUGGCCACAGUGGGUGGCACUGGAAGGCCUCGGAUCCAGGUAUCGUGAAUUGAGCAGCGAGGACGUUGUCACUGCUGUGGCAGAUCUCAGUGAAGCAAAGGCUUCCAGCUUACCAGAAUGCGGACUAAGCGAGACUGGCGGCGGAGGUUGGGCCACCCUGCUCAGCCAGCUCCCCGACACGACGACAGAGCCGGAAGAGUCUUCCAUGCCAUGGUUGCUCGAUACAUCUGCCGAGACGGCUGCUUCGUUGUUAAGCCGACAGAUCCCCGAAGCGAUGGCCAGCGAGGACAACUAUGGCAAACUGCUACUGGGCGCGCUGCCAGCAGCAGAACUGCGUCGAAUGGGCAAAGGUUUGGGCAUCAGCGACCUGCAUGGCCUUGGACGACGCAGCUCCAAAAGCAAGCUGGUCUCCAGACUGUGCGAAGCAGCGAAGCAACAGCGACUUUUGCAAACGACCCGUCCAGCGGAGGCCACCACUGAGGCACAGCUCGUAGCACGGUCCCUGGAGAUGGGCCGCUGGGUUUGCUUGGCUCCGUCCUUGGGCCGCCGGGCUCUCGUCGUUCUCGGAGAGGUCUUCCGGCUGGAGACCUGCGGAGCCGCCGACUCGUCCUACGUCGCCUUCUCCAGCCGCUGGCCAGACUUCCCCUUCCAGCCGGACCGCGCUUGUCCACCUCUCUUCGCUGACCGUGCAUCGCUGGAUGCUUUCGUGGAAGCACGUCGACUGGUCUGUGGCAUGGAAAAAUUUCAGGAGAUGCGCCCAUCCCUGGACCACGCCGAUUCGAAUGCCAAGAUGGCCGAAGAAGGCUUGGAGCGGGCUCUGCAGGCAGUGCACUCCAAUGAGUUCGAAGCUGCCAAAUUUCGGGAUCCAUUCCGGCGGCGCUUCACAGCAGCAUGGUGCUAUGCGGAGGCUUUGCAUCAUGCCGUGCUGCAUUCGCCGGCAGUGGGUCAUGACAAAGAGCUCCAAGCCUCCAAAGUCCGACGUUUGAGGCUGCUGCUAACUUGCACACUCUGCCCCUCUCAGCGUGGCCGGUGGUACGCAGAGUUGGCCAAAGAAGCAGCGCGCUGCGAGGGUCUGCUCGCAGCCAUCGAGGUGGCUGCAGCUGGUCUGGCUGAGGGUGAAGACAAACCGCUGAGUGUCCGCGUAGCUGUCGACCUGACACUGGACAUGCCUUCGCCACACGAGGCCGGAUCGAGUGACCUGGUGCAGCUUCCACGUGAUGCCCGCUGGGAUUUGGCCCGACGCUGUCGGGUACUGGCUCGAAGGCUGGCGAAGGCCAAGGGUUCUGGAGCCCGACAGUGCGAUUGGCAGAAACUGCUACAGAACACCCAGGUGGCACAGCGCAAGGCA